Molecule: messenger RNA, 851 nt
Organism: Vicia villosa (hairy vetch)
Lineage: Eukaryota; Viridiplantae; Streptophyta; Magnoliopsida; Fabales; Fabaceae
Product: iron-sulfur assembly protein IscA-like 1, mitochondrial
Exons: 3
Coding region: 135-536 (133 amino acids)
Biological process (GO): iron-sulfur cluster assembly
Cellular component (GO): cytoplasm; mitochondrion
Molecular function (GO): 2 iron, 2 sulfur cluster binding
Source: RefSeq, a predicted model, not a curated record
AAUCCGUGGAGACCACGCACCCGAUAAAGAUAACCGAAUAACGGAUAUACCCUUUUCUCUUCAAAUGACUAAAUUAUCCUUACAGGUAUAAAUCAUCAUCAUUCAGUCUCGGGCAAUUUCGUAAUUAACGACAAAUGGGUUCCAAGGCCAUGGCAAUGGCGGCAGAGAAGAUCGGAACGGCGGUGCGGCGCCAAGCCGUUUCCUUAACCGACGCCGCCGCCUCCAGAAUACGCGUCUUGCUUCAGCAGCGUCAGAGACCAUUCUUAAAGCUCGGCGUCAAAGCUCGUGGUUGCAACGGCUUAUCGUACACCCUAAAUUAUGCUGAUGAAAAAGGGAAAUUUGAUGAGUUGGUUGAGGAUAAGGGUGUUAAGAUAUUGAUUGAUCCUAAGGCUCUUAUGCAUGUUAUUGGAACCAAGAUGGAUUUCGUUGAUGAUAAACUCAGAUCUGAAUUUGUUUUCAUCAAUCCAAACUCCAAAGGCCAAUGUGGUUGUGGUGAAUCUUUCAUGACAACACCUAGUACCGGAGCUGCUAAGUAAGGAAAUGGUUGAAAUUGUCAUUCAACAGACGUUGAUCCUCAUUUAGGAAGUCUUUCCUUUCAUGGUUGCAUUGUUGAACAUGCAAAUACCGCAAUUGGAUUUCUGUAAUUUUGCUUGUGAGACCAGAGGAAAAUAAAACUUUCAGUAUACAAAAUUCUCUGAAGUUGAUGUUGACAAGGCUUAAGACAACAAUAUGUACUAGCAUAUCAUUUUUCAGGCAACUCUUACUUCAUUCAUGUAAAAAAAUUGUAGUAUUAUGAAUACUGUAUAAUUUGUAGGUUGAGAAAAAUUAAUAAAAUAAUUUCCCCUUACUAA